Molecule: messenger RNA, 4413 nt
Organism: Cervus elaphus (red deer)
Lineage: Eukaryota; Metazoa; Chordata; Mammalia; Artiodactyla; Cervidae
Product: DNA endonuclease RBBP8-like
Biological process (GO): double-strand break repair via homologous recombination; DNA double-strand break processing involved in repair via single-strand annealing
Cellular component (GO): site of double-strand break
Molecular function (GO): flap-structured DNA binding; damaged DNA binding; double-stranded DNA binding
Source: RefSeq, a predicted model, not a curated record
AAAAUUACUGGAAUGGGUACCAUUCCCUUCUCCAGGGGAUCUUCCCGACCCAGGGAUCAAACCCGGGUCUCCUGCUAACUCACGAAGGGGUCGGCUCUCCCUGGAACGGCCCGCUCUUCUACCAGUUGGCUGUCCCUGGUCUCCCUGUAGGACGUUGGCCCUCUGUGCUAACAGCCAGUCUCCCGCUCCAGUAAACUCUCUUCUCUCAUUCUGUCUCAUGUCUGGAAAUUCUUUUCCAACCUGCACACAGAUCAUGAAAAUAGGGGAGUGACGUGACAUAUAAUAAGACACGUUUGUUCUGCUGUUUGAGUACCUAUUGUGUAAAAGUGCAAAAGAUAGAAUGCUUAGGUGGUCACCCCCACACCCUCAGGUACAGACAGUUAUAAACAAGUAAGUAGGUGUACUGGUUUGCCAGGGCUGGAUAACAGAAGACCAUAAAGUGGAUGACUUAAAUAACAGAAAUCGAUUGGCUCGUAGUUUGGAAGCUAGAAGUCUGAGAUUAAGGUAUCAGCCGGGUUAGUUCCUUCUGAAACUCUGUUCCAGGUUUCUUCCCUAGUUCCUGGUGGUUUGGUAAGCAGUCUUUGGUGUUCCUUGGUUUAUAGAUCUCUGCCUUCAUCUUCGCAUGAUGUUCUCCCUGUGAUGCACAACUGUGUCCAGAUCUCUUCUUCAUAUGACACCAGUAAUGUUUGAUUAGGAGCCCACUCUUCUCCAGUAAGACAUCAUUUUACCAAAUUACAUCUGUAGUGACCCUGUUUCCAAAUCAGGUCACAUUCUGAGGUACUGGGGAUUAGGACAUAAAUGUGUGAAUUUUGGAGGACAUAAUUCAACCGAUAGCAAACAGUGGGCACUUAUCAUUAGUUUAUUUAAUUGGCUAGAGGAAAAACAGCUAAAGGAGUUAGAAGCAUUUGAGUUGUGGACAAAAUAAACCGGAAGCAAUUAGUGUUAUUGUUUUUAGCUGUAAAAUGUCUGUAUCUCUGUCUGUGACCAGACACAGACUUCUGUUAUGGUCUUUUGACCCAGAUUAUAGUUAAGAAUUGAGGCGAGCGGGGCCGGCAGCCCUCGGGCCCUCCCCCAACCCGUGAAAGCGCGGGCUGCCCCAAGGGGGCGGCUUGGCCGCCGCCAGUUUGGUAGGUUAGUGAGGGAGCGAGGAGAAAAGCAAACGGCCGUCUCAGACUCUCCAGUCUCAGAGCGUGCCUGCUUCCCAGCUGGGGGCUUUGGAGAAUCUCGAGGCCGUCUUGUAAGCUGUGAGUAGAAGGAAUCCCUUUCCCCCGACCCGGAGCGCUGAGUCCUGGCGACUACUUCCGGUCCGCAGCUGCGGGCUGACCGAAGGCGUUUGGCCCGGGGGUAUUUAAACUGGCCAAAGGCAACUUCAGACCUAUAUAAUGUAACAGAAAAGGUCAGGAAACAUUAACCAAUAGAAGCGUGGAGCAUAUUAAGCAAGAUGAACCUCUCAGGAAGCAGUUGUGGAAGUCCUAGUUCUGCAGAUGUAUCUAAUGAUUUCAAGGAUCUUUGGACAAAACUGAAGGAGUAUCAUGAUAAGGAAGUACAAGGUUUACAAGUGAAAGUAACCAAACUGAAAAAGAAACGAAUUUUAGAUGCACAAAGACUAGAAGAAUUCUUCACCAAAAAUUAACAGCUGAGAGAGCAACAGAAAGUCCUUCAUGAAACCAUUAAAGUGUUAGAAGAUCGAUUAAGAGCAGGAUUGUGUGAUCGCUGUGCAGUAACUGAAGAACAUAUGCGGAAGAAGCAACAAGAGUUUGAAAAUAUUCGGCAGCAGAAUCUUAAACUUAUCACAGAGCUUAUGAAUGAAAAGAACACUCUGCAGGAAGAAAAUAAAAAGCUUUCUGAACAGCAGCAGCAGAAAAUUGAGAAUGAUCAGCCACAUAAAGCAACUGAUCUUGAAUCCGAGGAAGAUGUUAUUCCAGAUUCACCAAUAACAACCUUUUCAUUUUCUGGCACUAAUCGGCUACGAAGAAAGGAGAACCUCCGCGUCCGAUAUGUAGAGCAAACACAUGCUAAACUGGAGCAGUCUGGCUGUGCACAUGAAUUGAGAAAAGUACCAAAGUCUUCAGCUCAUCGACAACAUAAGCCUAAUAAGGAAAGUGAAAUUCUAGUGGCUGACACUUGUGAUCAGAGUCAAGCUCCAGUGGCUAAACCACAUGGAAAAAGCAGUUAUCCUCCUGAUAGUUUAGCUACAGUAGUCGCUGAAACACUUGGACUUUGUGUUCAAGAAGAAUCUGAAUCUCGAGGCCCUCGGAGCCCUGUUGAUGAUGAACUCUACCGCUGUCUGGAAGGGGAUCACAAAAAACAAGGUUUUGAGGAAUGUAGAAGAAAUAGUGAAGAUAAUUUAAGGUUUUCAGAUUCAAAGACUCCUCUUCAAGAAGAAUUGACUAAUCGGGUAUCAUCUCCUGUAUUUGGAGCUACCUCUAACGUGAAAAGUAGUUUAGGUUUGAAUACAAGUUUGUCCCCUUCUCUUUUAGAGACUGGGAAAAAAACCCAUCUGAAAACAGUGCCCCUCAGCAACACUUGUGCUUCUGGACUAGAGAAACCUAGGUCAAAAUCUGAAGACGGAGCCCUUAUCACACAUCAUCUUCUUGGGACUGAAGUAAACAAGAUCCCUAAUCAGUCAUCUUCUAAUAAGCAGAUGCUUAUAAAUAAAAAUACAAGUGAACCCCUAAGUGAGCAGGAUAGUAUUGAUCACAUUAAAGAUACUGAUAAAGAUAAACAUGUGGUACCCCUGAAGUCACUGGGAGGCAGAACCAAGAGGAAGAAAAUUGAGGAAGAAAGUGAAGAUGAAGUAAUCUGUCCCCAAGCCUCCUUUGAUAAAGAAAAUGCUUUUCCUUUUCCACUGGAUAGUCAUUCUUCCAUGAAUGGAGACUAUGUGAUGGAUAAACCUCUGGAUCUGUCUGAUCGAUUUUCAGCUAUCCAACGUCAAGAGAAGAGCCAAGGAAGUGAGAACUCUAAAAUCAGAUUUAGGCAAGUGACUCUCUAUGAGGCUCUGAAGCCCGUUCCAAGGGACUCUUCCUCAAGCUGCAAGGCCUUGAGCAGGAGCUGUGAGCUAACCAAAGACUCCCCAGAAGAGCCCUGUUUACAGGAGUCCCUUUUCCAGUCCUUGAGUAAAUCUCCAGAUAAUAAAACACUGUUACAAAUAAAGGAAGAAAACCCAGUAUUUAAAAUCCCUCUUCGUCCACGUGAAAGUUUGGAGACAGAGAAUCUUUUUAAUGACACAAAGGGUGCUGGUUCUCAUGAGCCUAUAAAGAUAAAAACCAGAUCCAUCCGUGGAGCAUGUGAAGUUGCAUCAGUUCUUCAGUUAAAUCCAUGUAGAAUUGCUAAAACAAAACCUCUACAAAACAACCAAGAUGUAUCCUUUGAAAAUAUCCAGUGGAGUAUAGAUCCAGGAGCAGACCUUUCUCAGUAUAAAACGGAUGUUACUGUAGAUGAUACAAAGGAUGGCAGUCAGUCAAGACUAGCAGGAGAGACAGUGGACAUGGACUGUACGUUGGUUAGUGAAACCAUGCUCUUAAAACUGAAGGAGCAAGAGCAGAAGGGAGAAGAGAGUCCAAAUGGAGAAAGAAAGAUGAAUGAUAGCUUGGAAGACAUGUUUGAUCGGACGACACAUGAAGAAUAUAAGUCCUGUUUGGCAGAGAGCUUCCCCCAGGUAGCAGAUGAAGAGAAGGAAUUGUCAACUACUACAAAAAAAACAAACACUCCUGGUGAUAAACAAGAUAAAGUCAAACAGAAAGCAUUUGUGGAGCCAUAUUUUAAAGGUGAUGAGACUGAAUUACAAAAUUUUCCUCAUAUUGAGGUUGUUCGGAAGAAAGAAGAGAGAAGAAAAUUACUUGGACACACAUGUAAGGAAUGUGAAAUUUAUUAUGCAGAUUUUCCAGCAGAAGAAAGAGAAAAGAAGUUGGCUUCCUGCUCAAGACACCGAUUUCGCUACAUUCCACCCAACACACCAGAGAAUUUCUGGAAAGUUGGUUUUCCUUCUACUCAGACUUGUAUGGAAAGAGGUUACAUUAAAGAAGACCUUGAUCCUUGUCCUCGUCCAAAAAGACGGCAGCCUUACAAUGCAAUGUUUUCUCCAAAAGGCAAAGAGCAGAAGACAUAAAUGUUGAAGCAAAAACAGAAGAGAGGACAAUUUUCUUUUUAGUUAUUUAUAGUUAAAGUUGGUGUUAAACGUUGAUUUUUUUUGAACUUCUGUAAACUGGUUUAUAAAUCAUUUUUCUAUUGAAAGUGUUUUUAAAUGGCAUUUACUCAUCACACAGACAACUAUUUAAAAAUGUGGAUAAGUUUAUGUUGUAUUUUCUUGUUUUUGCACCUUGUAAAUAACGAGGUGCUUUUAUUUUGCACUCUAAAUUAAGAGUUGUAUAUUACUUUAUUUGGUAAUACCUAAUUACAAUUUUGAAAAUACAA